Messenger RNA from Caenorhabditis auriculariae, 1925 nucleotides. The record is from the annotation of a GenBank genome assembly. NCBI's taxonomy places the organism in Eukaryota, Metazoa, Nematoda, Chromadorea, Rhabditida, Rhabditidae.
AUGCGUUCCUUCCUCAUCCUUUCCGCUCUUCUUCUCUCCGUCCACGGGUUCGUUUCAUUAUUCAUUUCUUCUUCUCGAUUUCUUCUGAUUUGCUACCAAGUUUCUGAGAGUUUCAAUCUCUUUAAAACUAACGAAAAUCAUAUUUUGUACUUAUUGAUUUAUCCUUUCCAAUUGGAAAUUUAAAAAUUGGAUCAGAAAACCUGAGAAGGUCUACGAAUAUUAGGGAUUUCCACAGAAACUUUCCUUGAAAUUUUGUCUUUGAGAUAACCGAAAAAAAUAAUGAAUUUUUUUCCACUUACAAAUUUAAAAAGUAAAAAAAUGAGAAAAAUAUGUGCGGCUUCGAAAAAAAGUUCGCUUAAUAUAAAAAUUUUUUUCCACGAAAAAAAGGUUUCAUUUCUUCAACGAUAUAAUAAUGAACAACAUCGCUAAAAGUUGAAAAAGUUUCACAAACCAAGAUGUUUUCAUUUUCCAUUUUUUCUCAUUCUUUUCGUAAGUUUUUUAAAAAAUAUUUUCUACUUAUUCUAAUGAAACGAUUAGUUACGCCAUUUUCGAUGAAAACUGUCCACCAGCUUCGAAUUUAAAAAUUUUGUUUGAAUAUACCGAAAAAUGCUCGAAAACCACCGUCUCCUUUCCAACGUUAUCAAUCUGCUUUCGGCGAGACUAGACUGCGAACGCCUCUCGUUACUCUCGUAGCCUCGAUAGCUCAGUUGGGAGAGCGUUAGACUGAAGAUCUAAAGGUCACCAGUUCGAUCCUGGUUCGGGGCAUUUCUUUUUGCUCUUCGUCUGGCUAAAUGAAAUGUUCAAAGUUAUAAAAUGAAAUAACCAUUCCAAAACUAUUUCGAACUUUAUGAAGCAUUUUUCAGUGGUAACUCUGGCGGCAACAGCUACGCUCAGCCUCCAUGUAAGGACUUUCAUCAAAUUCGUUUUUUAUCAAUAAUUUUUUAGCAAACUCCUACGCGCUUCCGCCACAAAGUGAGCUCAGUUGGGAGGUGAGUUUCAGAAGUUUUUGUUCUUUUUGCAGGCUACAGCGCUCCCCCCCAAUCCUACCCAUCGGCCCCGGCUCCCAGCUAUCCUUCUCCUCCUCAGUACGCCCAGAAGCCUUCCUACGCCCAGCCUCAACCUUCCUACCCGGCUCCUUCCAGCUACUCUUCGGCCGCCGCUCCACCGCCGCCACCACCUAACCCAACUUACAACGUGAGUCUUCAUUCGUUUAUGGAAAAUCCAGAACUAUUCGACUUUCAGGCUGCUGUCUCAUCUCCCUCCUACUCGUCCAGCAGCUUCGGAUCGGUGAGUUUUGGUGAAAGGUUAAAAAGAGUACUAAUUUGGAAAAUAUUCCAACAGGCUUCUUCUUUGUUAAGGAGGAUCAAAGCCUUGAAAAAAAGCUGAAAUGUUGCUCAUAUUAAAUAAUUUUCGAGCUUCCAUUUCAAAUCCUUUUUUUAUCAAAUAGUAAUAUUUAAAAAGUUACUGUCCACUCUUCACAAAAACUUCAAACAGAAUGAAAAAUUUUAUAACCGACGAGUGAGAAACUUUGAGUAUAUUUAUAAAAAAUUGAAUUCUCAUAACUUUUAUGCUGAAAAAUGCUCGAAUUUCCCCUUGAAUCGAAAAAUUUUGCUGAAUUCAGGGAAUGCCCCCAGCUCCCCCAACCUACGGAUCGGUAACCAUAAUAUAUCCCAUCUCAAAACUUAGAAUAUUUUUUUUAGUCUGGCAGCUCGAGCAGCAUCGCCGGAGGAGAGCCAUUGAACUACAACACCGGAAACAACUGUGAGUCUAUCAGCUAUCAACUAUAGAAAAAGGGUUGAAACCGGCCGUUUCCAGUGAGAAGAAUGCGAGCUCGCGCUCGUCAGGCCCCACUCCGCCGUUCUCACCCUCGUCAGAAGCUGGCUCCCAUCCGCCGUAUGGCCAAGAAGAUGCGCGCCGCCGCCUAA